Messenger RNA from Culicoides brevitarsis, 1164 nucleotides. RefSeq names its product ferritin heavy chain-like. The record is from RefSeq and is a predicted model, not a curated record. Lineage: Eukaryota; Metazoa; Arthropoda; Insecta; Diptera; Ceratopogonidae. Gene Ontology annotation, cellular component: cytoplasm. The transcript has 3 exons. Gene Ontology annotation, biological process: iron ion transport; intracellular iron ion homeostasis. Gene Ontology annotation, molecular function: ferric iron binding; ferrous iron binding. Bases 156 to 860 code for a protein of 234 amino acids.
GUUCUGUCAUGUUUUGUAUUGAAAAUACUUGUGUCUGAUAAAUUGACGAGAAAAGACGUAAAUUAAAGUUUUGUCAAAUCAAAAGAAGUUUCUUUCAUAAAAAAUUCAAUUGUUCAACUCAUUGUUUGCGAAACGAGAGCAAAUUUACUGCUAUCAUGAAAAUCUUCGUCGCUCUAUUUGCGGUCAUUGCAGUUGCAAUGGCUGAUUCGCCCGACUAUCCAUCGGUUUUCGGCGAUAUGCGAGUGCCGUGCAUCUCAAAAACUGUCGAGCAAAUCGGAUGUGAAGUUCGUGCCUCGUUGGAAUACUUGAAAUUCGGCGCUUAUUGGUCUCUGGAUAACACAAAUCGUCCCGGAUUCGCCAAAUUCUUCUUCGAAUCGGCCAGCGAGGAACGUGAACAUGCCAUUAAACUCAUUGAAUACAUGAAUAUGCGAGGUGCUCAUCAUCCGGGAGCUGCCAAUAAGAUCGAUACACUCAAGGAAUUGGAGCCAUUGUUGAAACAUGCCAAAGAAUGCAAAAUUUUUGAUGGUUUGAAGGAUGUUUGCACCGUGAGUUUCAGCGAUUAUGGCUUGAAUGGCACAACUGCCUUCCAAUGCGCAUUGAAAAUGGAAAUGGCUGUCACUGAACACAUCAAGAAAGUUAUUAAGCAGUGCGAACACUUUGAUGAGGACUGCAAAGCUACGCCAACGGGCAAAUGUUCCGACAAUGAUUAUCACUACGUCGAUUACUUGACCGGAGAAUUCUUGACUGAACAAUAUGAGGGACAACGUAAAAUCGCUGGAUAUUUGAAGACUUUGGAGAAAAUGAGCCAAACUCACGGAAACAUCGGAGAAUUCUUCUUCGACAAGACUCUCUUGGAAUAAAUCCACGACAACAAAUACUAAAAUUUUUGUGAUCCUCCGUAUUUUUCUGUUACAUUCGGAUUCUAAAUAAUUUCUUUUUUAAAUACUUGCGUUGUCAAGCGACGACAUCAUUUAUACUCAAAAAAUCGUAUUUAAUCACAUUUGCAAUAGAAUUAAAUUUUUCGUUCAAAGUUCGCCGAAGAUAAAUAAAAAAAAAGAAAAAUGUAAAAAAAAAUAUUUUGUAAGUAAAGAGUGAUGAUGUAGAAAGCAAAUAAAAAUUAUAUUAAUAAAAAAUAAAAAUUCCUCAUAGUAUAAUAGGACAAAA